Messenger RNA from Scomber scombrus (Atlantic mackerel), 2163 nucleotides. RefSeq lists its product as uncharacterized. The coding region runs from base 110 to 736 and encodes 208 amino acids. The record is from RefSeq and is a predicted model, not a curated record. Lineage: Eukaryota; Metazoa; Chordata; Actinopteri; Scombriformes; Scombridae. The transcript has 7 exons.
GUGGGACCACCACCACCACUACUCAACAUCCACCAACUCUCUGUUCAACUUUCUGAUCUGAUCUGCAGCUUUGAAUCACCGGAAACGAUCAAGCUUUCACCGAGAAGUCAUGACGGACUCCGUGAUCAUGGCAGAUGAAGAAGCGGUUGUGGAGGCAGGCUCAUCUGAGAGCCCGCUGGUCGCUGUCACCUUCCAGAGAAACAUCCACAGGAAGGAGAAGUACCUAGAGGCUGAACCCAAAGCUCUUGGGAUCACUCAGAUUGGCCUGAGUCUGUUUCAGAUCGUAUGUGUGAGCGUGUUUGUGGCUAAAGACCUGAUGAGCUUAGAGGGACAAAUACCUUUCUACAUAGCAUCUUUGCUGGUGGUGAUAGCAGGGAGUGUGGCGAUAGCAGCACAGAACCUCCACCUGCCAACGCUGCGGGCCUGUUUGGGGAUGCAGAUUGUGGCUUGUGGCGCCUCCUGCUUCAACAUCAUCCUUUCUGUAACGGAAGUGGGUGGUAUGAUGCCAUCCAUGUGCUGGAACUAUGACUAUGGAAACACCUCAGCACAUAGCGAGAUUUGCCAUAGGAUUGAGAGCACCCACAACCACUUUCAUGCUGAUGGUGCUAUCAUCGCGACGCUUCUGUUUGCCAUCUCAGCUGCUCUGGUCGCCUAUUGCUGCAAGGUGGUCAACUGUUGCUCGCCGGCUCCAAAAAUGCCGGUGAUCACAGUACACACCACCGCUGUCCAACAGUGAGGAAACACAAAGUGAAAGCUGCACUCAUUAAUACUUUUCUGUUAAAGGUAUGGCUGUGUGUAAUGUGAAUGGUCUGCUUGUGACUAUGAACCCACAGAGAUUUAUAACAAACUCUGCUGUUCCUCUCAGCUCUACUGAGCUAUUUAAGCCUCUUUUAGCUCAUUGUUUUGGUUUAUGGUCCACAAAUUCUGUCCUCAUGAACUUUCCUCCUAGCAGCAACAACAGUUGACUGGUGAACACAGGGGGAGCGUUUAGUUUAAAUUCAUUGGUCUAUUUGCUGACACAUUAGCCAUAACAACUUUAAGAGACGACAUGUCAAAUUAAGUGUUUACAGCUUUGUUCUGCUGCUCAUUAGUGACUAUUAUAAAAAAAAAGGAAACCAGUUUUAAGAAAAAUGUAUUAAACUCUUAAAAUUACAAUAUCGCCACACAUAUUACAUAUAUUUGUUUACACUAUAUAAUGUUUUUAUAUGUACUAACUCUUUUUUAACGUGAACUUUAAUUAUAGCAUUCAACUAUUCAAUUGGUUGCAAUCUGCAACUUCACCACUAGUUGCCACUAAAUUCUACAUACUUGUCCUUUAAAGCGUUUCUAUAGUGUCUGACUGUGGCCACAAGUGCCAAGUACAUGACAAUGAUGAAUGCAUAAACACUUUGUAACAGCACUAUAAGUAGAGCAGAGUCAGCUUACUCAGUAAUGUCACAUCUAUAGUUUUCUAACAUCAGCUAACAUAGCUACCAUAAGCUACUGGUCAUACCAGACUGAACCUCCCUAAAGGUGGGUUUUAUUGUAUUCAACAUUUCAUUUUCAGGGUAAAUAGUAAAGUUACAUAGUCUAACUUGAACAUGUAAUUAAUGUCUUUGAAACUAACUUUGUAAAGAAACACAAUUUAAAUAAUAAAACCACUAAUUUAUAUAUAUAUAUAUAUAUAUAUAUAUAUGUGUGUGUGUGUGAGUAUACUGUAUAUAUACAUACACAAACAUAUGUAUAUAUAUAUACAUAUACAUACAUGUAUAUACAUAUACAUAUACAGUAUACAAUGUCCUGUCAUAAAAUUGCAGUUUUUAUAUUGCUAGCUAUUUUGUCUGACUGAAAAAAAAAGUAUAAAGUAUUCUUUGUGAUGUAAAUGAUCUGCAGCAUGUUUACUUUUGUUACAUUAUAACCAGUUGAUAUUUUUUAUGGUUUAUGCAAUAAACAACAUUAACAACUAAUUAGUUACCAAAAUAAAUGUCAUGUAUAAAAAAAACCAUCAUUGUCACUUUCACAACAGUCAUAGCAGGAUAUACACAGAUAAUGAUGACUCAGUAUUUACUCACAUUACAUAGCUUACAGGUCAUGUUUUACAUUCAGUGUAUGCAGCAAAUGUGUUUUAACUUUUACAUUCUUGUUAUAAUUGUCACAAACUGCAUUAAAAAGUAUUUUUUCCCA